UUCGUCCAUACCGGCCGAAAUAUCGGCGAUAUUACCGGUAUCGGACACUGAGCGAUACGGAAAUCCCGAUAUCGCAAAACGAUUUUUGUGCCGAUAAUACCGUCCGAUACGGUAAAUACAGUACACCGAUAAUAUCGUAUUAUCGGCGAUAUUUGUCAUUUGCCGUAAUUUCUGAGGGCAUUUUCGGGAUUAUAAGAGAAGGGAAGAGAUUUAAUCCCUAAAUCCCAUCGAUACGCAAAGGGUAGAGAGUUGAUUUUACAAAUUUCGUUGCAGGUUCUUCUUCUCUAUUUUAAUGGCGAGAUUCAGUUGAUUCUAUCUUAACAAGAGGUCCAAGGGAAGAUACAUCUUAUAUGCAUAUCCAGCAAAGGCAAAGUCGCUGAAGAAACAUCAAAACAGUUCAUCUAGCAACUGGGUUGUGAUUAUGGAUUCUUCUAAUGCAUCAAAUUCAAAUACGGCAAACACUACCUGUGAUUUAUUGCCCUCUUCUUCGGCUACUCAAACUAAAGAUCCAGCAUGGGAAUGGGGUGAACGCCAAGACCUAGCAAAUCAAAAUAUAAUUACUUGUUUGUUAUGUAAGAAAUUAAUUCGUGGUGGUGGAAUUACUAGGCUUAAGGAGCAUCUUUUACAUAUUAAAGGGAAUGUUUCUUCAUGUCCAAAUGUGUCCAUUGAUAUUAUGAACAAAGUUGGUCUGGUGAAUUCUGUAAAGAGGACCAAAAAAGCUCAUAAGGAUAACAUUGAUUUAGCGUAUCGGCGUGCAAACAACUCAGAUGAAGCCUCUGAUGCUGAUACCGAUGUUGAAGAACAAGAAGUUGAAAUUGAUGGCAAUAUGGGCAGUCGUGGUGGUGGUGCUGGUGCUAGUGCUGGUGUGGGUGCUAGUCAACUAGUUUCUCAGAAUCAGACAAAGAGAAAGAGGAUAAGCCAAAGUAAUAGUAGAGGUCCAAUUGAUUUAUAUAUGAAGACAGACCACAAAAAAACUCAACAGGCCACUCUUGAAAGAGACUCAGCUGUGAAAGAGAAGUUAAUGAAGACUGCAUGGAAAUGCAUUUCAGCUUGGAUGACUGAGAAUUCAGUAUCAUUUAACACUGUUCGUUGCCCAAGUUUCAAAGAAAUGAUAUAUGCAAUAGGCGACUAUGGGAAAGCUAUGCCCCCACCAUCUUACCAUCAGAUUCGUACGAAUCUUUUCAAGGACCGGUUAGUAGAAAUGAAGAAAUUUGUUGAUACAUUUAGGGAACAUUGGAAGAGGUUUGGAUGUUCUAUCAUGUCUGAUGGCUGGACCAAUAAAAACAAACAAGUUCAUUCAAAACAUAAGAGUCGUCGUAUGAAGUUCAAAUUGGAAAAAUGGGAGAAUUCACAACUUUAA
Molecule: messenger RNA, 1360 nt
Organism: Papaver somniferum (opium poppy)
Lineage: Eukaryota; Viridiplantae; Streptophyta; Magnoliopsida; Ranunculales; Papaveraceae
Exons: 5
Coding region: 422-1360 (312 amino acids)
Source: RefSeq, a predicted model, not a curated record